This is a messenger RNA of Amaranthus tricolor (Joseph's coat), 2178 nucleotides long. Its product is annotated as anthocyanidin 3-O-glucosyltransferase 2-like. Bases 541 to 2010 code for a protein of 489 amino acids. Lineage: Eukaryota; Viridiplantae; Streptophyta; Magnoliopsida; Caryophyllales; Amaranthaceae. The record is from RefSeq and is a predicted model, not a curated record. Gene Ontology annotation, molecular function: UDP-glycosyltransferase activity. The transcript is spliced from 3 exons.
CUUAAUUAUUUAUCACUUGUAUUUUGUCCCAUUUAAUUUUUAGUGACUAUUAUAUCAUUACUCUUAAUUUGUAUUUUAUAUUUAAUCUAUAAAUUAAAAUAUAAUCAUAUGUGAUGUUAUUUAACAAUGUGUGAUACUCCCUUCUAUUCUUUUUAUUUGUCCCAUUUUUUAUUGGGUAAAGUCACCUUAUUUGUCUUAUUUCUUUUUUUGUCAUUGAUUUUUUUACUUAAAUAUCCUUUGUUCACACAUAUAAUGAUCAAAAUACCCCCACUCACACUACUUAAAAAGUUAAAAUACCCCAAUUACCCACCUUAACAAUUAAUCUAAUCACUUAAAAUACCCCAAUUAGCACCUUUUUGAUGGAUCUUCUCCUACUCUUAAUAUCCUUGUCAAACCCAAAUGUCCAAGUAAAAAGAAUAGGAGGGACUAUAAUAUUGCAUAUAUAUAUAUAUAUAUAUAUAUAUAUAUAUAUAUAUAUAUAUAUAAUUGGUAAGUCAUACCAUCUUCUUCAUCCAAACAUAAAACUAAAAGCAAACAAAAAUGAAAAGCUCAUCAGCGGAAAUGGUAUUCAUUCCAUCACCAGGAAUGGGACACCUUCUCUCAGCCGUAGAAGUCUCCAAACGAAUAAUCCAACGAGAUGAACGCCUUUCCAUCGUCAUUCUCAUAAUCGACGUCCCAAUUACUUCAGCUUUAGUCACGUCCUUCAUCAAAUCCCAAUCACAACACAAUCCCUUCUCAUCUCGUCUUAUAUUCGUCACUCUCCCUCCAGUUUGCAACCCACCUGAUCCUUCUUGUUCCAACUUCUUUCAAGCCCUUAUGAAGCUUUACAAGCCCCUCGUUAAACAAGCUGUCGAGGAAAGAAUCCUGUUUGAGUCGUCCAGACGACUCGUGGGAUUCAUCCUCGACAUGUUUUGUACAACCAUGAAUGAUGUUGUUGCCGAGUUUAAGGUUCCGUCUUAUGUGUUUUUCACUUCUGGAGCUAGUCUUUUGAAUCUUAUGUUGCAUUUUCAGUCAAUGGCUGAUGAGGAAGGGAUUGACAUUGUUAAUAGUGUCAAAUCUGAUUCUGAAUUCAAUGUUCCUGGAUUUGUAAACCCGAUUACAGGUAAGAUUAUUCCAUCAGUGUUCUUUGAUAGGGAAAGUGGGAAGAAUUUGAUUCUAGAACAUACUAGAAGGUUUCGGACUUCGAAAGGGAUUUUGGUAAACACAUUUAGUGAGCUUGAAAGUGUUGGGAUUAAUGCUUUGUUAGAUAUGGUAGCUAAAGAUAAAAUCCCUGCUGUUUAUCCUGUGGGUCCAAUUUUAGAGCUUGAUAAUAAGAGCAGAAGUGGAUCUAAAGGACAAAAUCAUGAGUAUAUCAUCGACUGGCUUAAUGAUCAACCUUCAUCAUCGGUUGUGUUCCUCUGUUUUGGUAGCAUGGGAAGUUUUGAUGAAGCUCAAGUUAAAGAGAUAGCCAACGGUCUAGAAAACUCGGGGCAUCGGUUUUUAUGGUCGCUACGUAAACCGCCUCCUGAAGGUAAAAUUGGGAUGCCAAGUGAGCACGAGACAUAUAUAGACGCCUUACCUGAAGGCUUUCUGAACCGGACAGCCGGCAGAGGCAAAAUCAUCGAAUGGGCCCCGCAAGUUUCGAUAUUAUCUCAUUCAGCUGUGGGUGGAUUUGUAUCGCAUUGUGGAUGGAACUCGACAUUAGAGAGUUUAUGGUUUGGAAUACCAAUGGCUACAUGGCCGCUUUAUGCUGAGCAACAACUAAAUGCAUUUGAGCUAGUUAACGAGUUGGGAUUAGCAGUCGAGAUUAGGAUAGAUUAUCGACGAGAUUGGAGGACAAGAGAAGAAAAUUUUAUAGUGACUGCUGAAGAGAUUGAGAAUGGGAUUAAGAAACUAAUGAGCAUGGAUGAAGAGACCAAACAAAGGGUAACAGAAAUGAAAGACAAGGGUAGAAAAUGUUUACAAGAAGGUGGAUCUUCGUAUGACUGCUUGGGCCGAUUUAUUCAGGACGUCUUCAAUAACGUCUACUAGAGUUUUGUUGUCAUAACUCAUGUGCCAUCAAAUUUAGUUGUUAACUUUUGCUUUAUAAUGAAAUAAUUUUUUCUUUUGUUCUCUAAAAUAGCUGUAAUUGAUCUAAUAAAUUUUCAUAUUAAAGAAAUUAAUACAAAGGAGUGUCUAGUUUCAAUUUUUGUUUGAUAA